AUGGCGACCGCAGCACCCCAGGCCGCCCCUGGGAACAACUCCUUCAAGGACAAGGAGAAGCCCAUGGCCGUGCGAACGUCCAACAUUCUCGCUGCGAGAGCCGUUUCCGAUGCUAUUAGAACUUCUCUGGGACCCAGGGGAAUGGACAAGAUGAUCCAAACUCCCAAGGGCAACACCAUCAUCACCAACGAUGGAAACACUAUGCUGAAGGAUAUGAGCGUCAUGCACCCCGCUGCUAGGAUGCUGGUCGAUCUGAGUGCCGCCCAGGAUGUCGAGGCUGGAGAUGGAACUACAUCGGUUGUUGUCAUCGCCGGAAGCCUGCUGGGCGCCGCGGAGCGUCUGUUGUCUAAGGGCAUUCACCCCACCGUCAUCUCGGAGUCCUUCCAACGAGCCGCGGGCGCUGCCGUCGAGAUCCUUCACAACAUGUCCCGACCGAUCAACCUCGCUGACCGUUCGACUCUCCUCCAAGCCGCCUCUACCUCGCUUUCCUCGAAGAUUGUGGCCCAGCACUCUGGUCUUCUCGGCCCCAUGGCCGUCGACUCGGUAUUGAAGGUUGUCGACCCUAAGACCGCGGAGAACGUGGACCUUAGAAACAUUCGGAUUAUCAAGAAGGUUGGCGGUACGAUUGAGGAUAGUGAGAUGGUGGACGGUCUGGUGUUGAACCAGCCCGUCAUCAAGAGCAGCGGUGGUCCCACAAGAACCGAGAAGGCCCGGAUAGGAUUGAUUCAGUUCCAACUGAGCCCUCCCAAGCCUGACAUGGAGAACCAGAUCGUGGUGAACGACUACCGUCAAAUGGACAAGAUUCUCAAGGAAGAGCGCCAAUAUCUGCUUAACAUGGUCAAAAAGAUCCAGAAGACGAAGUGCAAUGUCCUCCUUAUUCAGAAAUCGAUCCUCCGUGAUGCCGUUAACGAACUGUCGCUUCACUUCCUUUCUCGUCUGAAAAUCCUUGCGGUCAAGGACAUCGAGCGCGACGAGAUUGAGUUCCUGUGCAAGAGUCUUGGCUGCAAGCCCAUUGCCAACAUCGACUCCUUUACCGAAGAUAAGCUGGGUACUGCCGACCUGGUUGAGGAGGUCCAGUCCUCCGGCGCUCGCUACGUGAAGAUCACCGGCAUCAAGGCCCCCGCCGCCUCUGCCAACCAGACCGUGUCGAUUGUCGCCCGCGGUGCCAACAACCUCAUUCUCGACGAGGCUGAGCGUUCCUUGCACGACGCUCUGUGUGUCAUCCGCUGCUUGGUCAAGAAGCGUGCUCUCAUCGCGGGUGGUGGUGCUCCGGAGGUUCAGGUGGCCCACGCUCUCGCCAUGCAAGCUCGUGAGCUUACCGGCACGGAAGCCAUCUGCUGGAAGGCCUUUGCCGACGCGAUGGAAGUUAUCCCCACCACCCUCGCCGAGAACGCCGGUCUCAACUCGAUCAAGGUCGUCACGGACCUGCGUCACCGUCAUGCCCAGGGCCAGCACAACGCUGGUGUCAGCAUCCGCAGCGGCGGUGUGAAGGACGAUAUCACCGAGGAGAACAUCCUGCAGCCUCUCUUGGUGAGCACCAGCGCCAUUGAGCUGGCAGCCGAGACGGUUAAGAUGAUUAUGAGAAUUGAUGACAUUGCUUUGUCGCGGUAA
Messenger RNA from Aspergillus melleus, 1611 nucleotides. It is a transcript of the gene CCT4, whose product is annotated as chaperonin-containing T-complex subunit CCT4. The record is from RefSeq and is a predicted model, not a curated record. Gene Ontology annotation, biological process: protein folding. The coding region runs from base 1 to 1611 and encodes 536 amino acids. Lineage: Eukaryota; Fungi; Ascomycota; Eurotiomycetes; Eurotiales; Aspergillaceae. Gene Ontology annotation, molecular function: ATP-dependent protein folding chaperone; ATP binding; ATP hydrolysis activity. Gene Ontology annotation, cellular component: chaperonin-containing T-complex. The transcript has 7 exons.